UUCAAAUUUAAAAAAAACUGUGAUGUGAGUCAUGUACAUGAUUUGAUAGUCGGUUCUCAGUUGUAAAUAUUUAAUAAUACAUAGUUAUUAAAUUCCACAAUGAAUAAAUUCAAUUUUAUUAAAAACUUAAUUUAAUGUAAAUAAUAAUUUCUUACAGUUUCAAAUUCAAUGUGAAUUAAGAAUUCAACUAAAUAAGAAAUCACAAUAUGAUUGUGAUCAACCGGUUUUUACGACAGUUAAUUAAUAUUAAGUCUGUAAGUUCAAAUUAUAACCAGCAAUGUUGUAGAAAUGUAAGAUGUGUGUCCACGGUCAAAGAUUUACAGUCAAAAGAUUUUCGAAAAAAAACAGAGACAUUUUCAUUUAAUGCUGAACAAAAUAUUGAUGCUGAUAUUUUUGGAACAUUAACUGAAAAUACUGAAAUUAAUUAUAAAUUGGAUCAUUUACCUCCAGAAAAUGAUGAUAAAAUAGAAUACGAUAAAGAUGAACAACACAAAAGAUUACAUAUUACUGAGUACCACAAAAUUAUUCAAGAACUCAUUAAACAGCAUAAAAUUGCAGAUGCAAUAGAUAUACUUGAAUCAAGGAUGUUAAAAAAUGAAAAAGCAAAACCUGAUUAUUAUGUUUAUAACUUGUUAAUUGGCACUUGUGGUAAAGUCGGUUAUGUUGAAAAAGCUUUUCAUUUAUUUAACCAGAUGAAAAAAAGCGGCAUUAAAACUACACCAGCUACAUAUACUUGUUUAUUUAAUGCGUGUGCUAAUUCCCCUUAUAAGGAUGAUGCGUUAAAGAGAGCUAAAAAAUUACAUAAUCUGAUGAACUUAAAAUCAAUUGAACCCAACAUUUUUAUCUACCAUGCAAUGAUUAAAGCGUUUGGAAGAACAGGAGAUUUAUUGACUGCAUUCUCUUUGGUUGAUGAAAUGUUGACAAAAAAAUAUAAAUUAAAAGAUGAAACAUUUAAUUUUCUCUUACAAGCAUGUAUAACUGAUAAAGAAGCUGGUUUUCGACAUGCCUUACUUGUUUGGAGAAAAAUGAUAUUAAAACGUGUUCGCCCUUCAUUAUAUACUUACAAUCUUUUAUUAAAAUGCACAAGAGAAUGUAGUCUUGGUGAUGAAUUUGAAACACGUAAAGUUAUUGGUCAAAUAAUUAAUGAUCCUCAUUUAUUAACAACUGAAUCUAAACUCGAAGAAUCAAAUACUUCAAAAAAGGAUAUACCUAAAACAUUAUUAAGUAAUGAUAAUGAAAAUUAUUUAUCUCUUAUUGAGGAGAAUAGACCAAAUCUAUUAGAUGUUAAACCUUGUUUUGGUAAUAUUGUGGGAAUUUCUGAAAUUAAAUCUCCUGAAGAAAGAUUAAUAUUAUUAGGGGGUUGUUUAGGAUUUUUAAAGAACAUGAAAAUCAAUAAGAUAAAGCCUGACAUUAAAAUAUUCACCCAGCUUUUGGAAGUUAUACCGCCAACAUUAUCAGCUGAAAAAGUCUUAUUAAAAGAAAUUUAUGAAAAUAAAGUUAGAGUUGACAUUGAUUUUUGCAAUAUUCUCAUUAAAAAACGAAGUCUUAGAUUUGAUUAUGAAGAAGCAAAGAAUGUAUUAAGCUUAAUUAAUUCAGAAAACUUGAGUGUCGAUAUUGUAACUUUUGGUGUUCUGGCAUUGGGUUGUAAAAAUAAGAACGAAGCUAAAAACCUCAUAAAAAUCAUAGCAGAUCAUGGAUUUCGAGUGAAUGCAGAAAUUUUGGGCACAAUGUUGGCACAAUCAUGUUACCGUUUUAAUUUUGGAUAUGUUAUUUAUGUUAUGAACAUGGUUAAACAUGAAGAAAUUAAACCCAAUAAAAUAUUUAUGGAUCGUUUGAAUCGUUUUGAUAACACAAUUAAAGAUUUAAUCAAAAAAAGACAAAAUAGAGAAAAAGAUGUUCCAGAUUUUAUUCAAAGUUAUUACUUCAAAGAAGGAUACAGAAAAUUUCAAAAUUUUUAUAAAAAAUGGUUAUUAGAGGUAACUGUCGAUGAAGAAUUACAUCCUUGGGAUCAAUUUAAAAAUUGUAGAAAAAAAAAUGACUCUGUAUAAAAAUAAAAUAUUAUUUGUAUUUUUAUUUAACA
Melanaphis sacchari is the source of this 2080-nucleotide messenger RNA. RefSeq names its product pentatricopeptide repeat-containing protein 1, mitochondrial. Gene Ontology annotation, biological process: tRNA 3'-end processing. Gene Ontology annotation, cellular component: mitochondrial matrix. Gene Ontology annotation, molecular function: protein binding; tRNA binding. The record is from RefSeq and is a predicted model, not a curated record. The transcript has 11 exons. NCBI's taxonomy places the organism in Eukaryota, Metazoa, Arthropoda, Insecta, Hemiptera, Aphididae. The coding region runs from base 207 to 2048 and encodes 613 amino acids.